CUACGUUGCGAUAGACGCGCCGUCUAUGCUCAACGAAUUAAAAACAAAAACGAGACGUGUUCGAAAUUUGAAAUCGACUUGUGUAAUUUGUUUCUCUAAGGUUAGUUAGUGUUGUGCUGUAAGAGAAAAAAAAGAGAAUCGAUAUUUUCAAAGGUUGAUUAAGGUUACUGCGUAUUUAAUAUUGCGUGAUUAAGGAUUUAUUUCGGGACGUGGUGAGCGUGUGAGACAAAAGUAAUCCUAUCAACCGACAAUAUAUAUAUAACACUUUUGACCUUGAAUGUACUUCGCCUCUUAUUACUUCGACUCAAGAAAAAUCGCACGUUUUUAGACUCGCACGCAAUAAGUCAUCAUCCAAUACGGUGCAGUGUGAACAAUCAGACAAAAAAACGAAACUGUUAAAAGUGAAAUGUGAUAGAAAGUGUGUGUACUGAGCUUAGUAUGUGACGUUGUCGUCCGUGUGACGACGCCCUUAUUCAGAAUCAUGGGACUACAUAAGCGUGGAAAGAAUGGUCUGCUCUCGUACGAGAACCCCAACUACCAUUUGGACCCAUCCAGACUCGAAUCCGCGAUAUACAGCGACCUCUACGACAUGCACGAGGACAAGAAUCUGCCAGACGAUUACGACGCUUAUCUCGAUAACAGAAGAGUCGAAGAUGAGCCGUCAUCGCCUGUUUCAAAAACAAAUGAAAAAAGUGGUCUCAUCACACCGACCCAAAAUGGGGGCGAAGAGUCUCCCCCGCCCGAGAAAGAGAGGGCAGAUCAAGAGGACACAGAGAAAAAUCACUCCGGCCCCGUGCCACACUCGGCUGAAGGACCCAACGAUGACUUGUACGCGAUACCUGUAAAACUCAGGCCGAAGAAGGAACCGCAGCUGCCUCCCGGAUGGGAGAAGCAUGAGGACAACGACGGCCCGUACUACUGGCACAUAAAAAGUGGCACCAUCCAGCGUGAGAUUCCCAAAAUGCCGCCAGUGGAAGCCAAGGAGACCCGCAUCUCCAUGGUGCGGGACUGUUCCAUGUCUGACGUGAAGUACGAGGGGGUGAUGACCACGUCCGUGACGAGGAGCACCACGAGUGGUGCCUUGGACAAUGUAGACCAGGAGGAGAGGAAACGGAAAGAGGAAAUGUCGUAUAAACGCCGCAGUUUCCCAGCCCGUCCAGAACCGGACUCGGUGCGAGCGGUGCGCUUCUUCGUCCGCUCGCUCGGCUGGGUCGAGAUCUCUGAAGCUGACCUGACUCCGGAGCGGUCCAGUCGCGCCGUCAACAAGUGCAUCGUGGACCUGAGUCUGGGCCGUAAUGACUUGCUGGACCAAGUCGGCCGUUGGGGUGAUGGCAAGGACCUGUUUAUGGACUUGGACGACGGAGCUUUGAAGUUGAUCGACCCGGAGAGCCUCACAACACUUCACACUCAACCCAUACACACUAUACGCGUGUGGGGAGUCGGCAGAGACAAUGGACGGGACUUCGCCUACGUGGCCCGCGACCGAGCGACCCGCAAGCACAUGUGCCACGUGUUCCGCUGCGAAGCCCCGGCCCGCACCAUCGCUAACGCAUUGCGGGACAUCUGCAAGAGGAUCAUGAUAGAGCGGUCACUGCAGCCGCCGCCGCGCCCCACGGACCUGCCGGCCGCGCGCCGACCACGGCCGCUGUCCGGUACGUUUCCGUUGCAAGGGGCAUCGUUCCCCACGCCGAUGGAGGAACCAAGGAAGACUGUUCGCGCGAGGUACCUGGGCAGUGCUGAAGUGGCCCGGGCCACGGGUAUGGACGUGCUGAAUGAUGCCCUGGACAGACUGGCCGCGGCUAGAGCCCCGUGUGCGUGGAGGCCCGUAGCUGUGGCAGUUGCGCCGUCAAUGAUCACUAUUACUGAGGAAGGGGAGACGAGCCCAAUAGUGGAAUGUCGCGUGCGCUACCUGUCGUUCCUGGGUAUCGGGCGCGACGUGCGGCGCUGCGCGUUCAUCGUGCACACGGCGCAGGACCUGUUCGUGGCGCACGCCUUCCACGCCGAGCCGUCCUCGGGCGCGCUCUGCAAGACUAUUGAGGCUGCUUGCAAACUGCGCUACCAGAAGUGCCUGGACGCGCACGGCGGCGGCGCGUGCGCGGCGGCGGCCAGCGCGGACAGCGCGCGCCCGUCGCUCGGGCUGGCGCUGCGCACGCUCGUCGGCUCGCUCACCGGCCGCCGGCCUUCCUGAACCGGGGACGACGGGACAGAGACGACCCCGCCGGCCGAAGAAUCGCCGAGUUCAAGCGCCGCGCGCGCAUAGUCUCGCAUCGCACCGCAUCGCUUGCACGACACGACACGACACAACUUUAUUCCACUGCGGGUUCAUUUGGCCAACAAUUUUUGUGCCAUAACUAUUGCACAUUUUGACCUCUAUAUGGGCUUGAUAUUUCCUAAUUAU
Amyelois transitella is the source of this 2398-nucleotide messenger RNA. Its product is annotated as protein Fe65 homolog. Gene Ontology annotation, molecular function: amyloid-beta binding; transcription factor binding. Gene Ontology annotation, cellular component: nucleus; cytoplasm. The coding region runs from base 482 to 2188 and encodes 568 amino acids. The record is from RefSeq and is a predicted model, not a curated record. The transcript is spliced from 13 exons. Gene Ontology annotation, biological process: regulation of DNA-templated transcription. Lineage: Eukaryota; Metazoa; Arthropoda; Insecta; Lepidoptera; Pyralidae.